AUGAAGUAGAUCUUCGUAAAGACCGGUCUGUUCUCAUUUGGCAAAAAGUUAAAUGAUAUCAGGAAAAAGGCUAUGGAGAAGCUGAAACUCGCAUGGGAGAAGAAGAAGGCGGAAAUUGAACAGAAGAUAAAGAUGAUCCUAGACAGAAGAGACAAUACUGUUGAAGAGAAAGACUCGCUAGUCGAUAUCAACGCAAGGAGCAACAUCGGAAAAGACCUCUUCCAGAGUGAUAUCCUCUUGACAAAGAAACAAACAGAAGAACUCGAGGCAGCUGUCGACGGAACAACCAGCCGAGAAAGGAGACAAGCGUUCAGAGACCAAAAUUAUCCAAAUACUACAUGGCCAAACGCAAAAGUCUACUAUAAAUUCGACGAAAGCGCAGACUACAUCACUAAAAAGAUCUUUGUAAUGGGAACUCGACAAUGGCAAGAUGUGUCGUGCCUCCGAUUCUUCUAUGAUGAUAAAAACACAUCUGAACACAGUAUCGUGUUGAUCAAGGAGGAAGGUUGCUGGUCGUACGUGGGACGCACUGGAGGCGAACAACCUCUUUCACUCGGAGUGGGCUGUGAGGAGGUUGGAACUGCGACCCAUGAACUCGGUCAUGCUCUUGGUCUUUUCCAUACAAUGUCUCGUUACGAUCGAGAUGACUUCAUAACUAUCGCUUUGGAGAAUGUUCGAGAGGAUUUCGUAGACCAAUACAUCAAGGAGACGCCUGAAACCACCACCAACUAUGGCCUUACCUAUGACUACGCCAGUAUCAUGCACUAUGGGGCUACGGGAGCUUCCCACAACAAGAAACCUACAAUGAUAGCCUAUGACGUGAACUUCCAAGAAUCAAUGGGCUCGCACAUCCUGUCAUUCAUAGACAAAUCCAUGAUCAACGACCACUACAACUGCAAAGCCAACUGCAAACAUGUAAGGCCUGACCAGUGCAAGAAUGGUGGAUUCCCUCACCCAAUGAAAUGCCAUGAAUGCAUUUGCCCCAGUGGCUACGGUGGUCCUUAUUGUGACCAAAGACCUGCUGGAUGCGGUAGUACGUUGACGGCGAAACAGAGCAAGCAGUUCCUCAUUGACAAACUCGGCUUCGGCGGUCCCGUCAGGGAAGAAUUUACUUUCUGCAACUACUGGAUUGAGGCCCCGCAAGGGAAGAAGGUAGAAGUGAAGAUUAACUCAAUCUCCCAUGGCUACGCUUAUGAUGGUUGCAUUCUGGGAGGUGUUGAAAUCAAAUCCAACCAAGAUCAAAUCCGAACCGGCUACCGGUUAGUUCUCAAGGUCCUCAUCAACUUACGAGUGACAAGUUUCCUUUUCCAGAUUCUGCUCACCAAAUGA
Molecule: messenger RNA, 1329 nt
Organism: Haemonchus placei
Lineage: Eukaryota; Metazoa; Nematoda; Chromadorea; Rhabditida; Trichostrongylidae
Source: the annotation of a GenBank genome assembly